AUGGCCUCGGCCGACACUUUGAUGCAAGAUGCUCCUGGUGAUGGGCAUGUCGCACUGUUCUCGAAUGACGAAGAACGCCUUCUCCAGCUCUUUGAUCGCCUUCAAGAGCUCCAGCUACAGAUCGCCUUGGUCAAGGCGAGACAGUCGCCUGCCCCCAGCUCGUCGUCAGAGGAUAAUGAAGCUGCCUUGGAGGAGGCCAAAACCCAGCUGCUGGAGACGCGGGCAUCCUACUUUUUGCGCAACCAGGCGGUCGAGAGCGUGCUGUCGGCAAACCCCAUACUAAAUGCUGUCCAUGGGGCAAAGCUAGCGUCACCCAUUGAAAGGGACCUAGAGGAGCCCAUCGAGCAGCGCGACGAGGCAGCCCGAGCAGUCGCGACGCAGUCGACGGAGCUGCACGAGGUGCUGGACCGGCUCACCAGGGUCGAGAGCGAGAGCGCGGCCGCGUCCCGGCGCAACGUCGAGCUGGCGGCCGAGAUGCUCCGGUUGGCCGGGGAGGCAGCCAGGGACGACAAGAUGCCGCUCCCGGACGGCGACGAUGAUGGCGACGGCGGCCGCAUCGCGCGGCUCGAGGACGAGCUGCGUCAGAGCCGGCGGCGGCUGCGGGUCAUGAAGGGCACGGCCAGCGCCGUCGUGGUCGGCAGCGGCGUGGACUGGGUCCGCGACCCCGCGCUGAGGGACAUGGUCCUCGACCCCGAGUAG
Molecule: messenger RNA, 699 nt
Organism: Gaeumannomyces tritici R3-111a-1
Lineage: Eukaryota; Fungi; Ascomycota; Sordariomycetes; Magnaporthales; Magnaporthaceae
Exons: 3
Coding region: 1-699 (232 amino acids)
Biological process (GO): kinetochore assembly
Cellular component (GO): kinetochore
Source: RefSeq, a predicted model, not a curated record